AUGCAGUUCACACGCAUCUCUGUGAAUUCCUUUCGACCUCGUGUUACCCGCGUACGUCCAAGCGACGUUUCAUCAACUUAUAGGAGCAGCAACAACAGUGAUUCUCCUCCUGCAUUGGUAAGUCUAUUUAUGUGUCCAAAGAGAUGUUCUUACGGUCAACUUGCGUGUUGCUUUUGCUUGGCCAUCACUCUUGCUCUUUUAGUGAGCGCAGUCAUUGGUACUGUACUUGCUAUUGUCUUACCACAUACAACCACCUUAUCAACAACAGCCACGACUGCUACAACGACAACAGCAACCAAAUCUGGUGGGCGAUCAGAUUUGAUGCUUUACCUGACUCGAGCAAGUGCAGGUCUUGAUAUGCAAAUUUAUUAUUGGCCACGUCAGAUAAGCCCGUAA
Adineta steineri is the source of this 396-nucleotide messenger RNA. NCBI's taxonomy places the organism in Eukaryota, Metazoa, Rotifera, Eurotatoria, Adinetida, Adinetidae. The record is from the annotation of a GenBank genome assembly.